ACAACUCUUCAAGCUUUUCAAGAAAAAAUAAACGAUAUCUAUCUCGAAUAUGCAAAACAGUACAACAUUGACGAGGGAGAGUACCAUCUCGAUAUUAUAUAUGACAGGAAAAAUGCAACUGUUAAAAUCAAUAGAAUAGAAGACCUUGGAGAAAACGUUUAUAUUUCUACAAAAUAUAACAACUUGGCAUGGUAUAGAUUUUUGAGGAUGUUAAAUCAGCCUGCAGAAUAUCCAGUACACCCAGACUUUUAUGAAGUCGGAAACCCUAAUGGAACAUAUGAAAAUGUUUUCGACUCAGAUGCUAUUAUCGUUCAUGCUUCAUUUUCUGGUGCACAAAACUCUUUUUUAUGCUUGGCAAAUGACUUUUACGAAAAACCUACAAAGCUAUAUGAACCACCAAGUGGAAGUAUUUCAGACUUUCAAGUAUGGUUUACAACAGAUGGAAGAAAGAGAAUAAUUCCAUUAUACCAUGCGUUUUACUUAGAACUUAGUUUCAUAUACAACUACUAUCGAACGGUAAAAAUAUAA
Messenger RNA from Trichomonas vaginalis G3, 528 nucleotides. RefSeq lists its product as uncharacterized. NCBI's taxonomy places the organism in Eukaryota, Parabasalia, Trichomonadida, Trichomonadidae. The transcript has a single exon. The record is from RefSeq and is a predicted model, not a curated record. The annotation marks the transcript as partial.